Molecule: messenger RNA, 3219 nt
Organism: Fonsecaea nubica
Lineage: Eukaryota; Fungi; Ascomycota; Eurotiomycetes; Chaetothyriales; Herpotrichiellaceae
Exons: 6
Coding region: 1-3219 (1072 amino acids)
Biological process (GO): monosaccharide transmembrane transport
Cellular component (GO): membrane
Molecular function (GO): hexose transmembrane transporter activity
Source: RefSeq, a predicted model, not a curated record
AUGGGACGAACUGCGCUGACGAAAACCAGCAGUGGCUAUGGGCUCUACACGCAGGUCAAUCUCUCCCCGGGUCUGCCCCCAAAGGGCCUGAUGGCACCUCCAAAGCCGAAAGGUUUCACCCUGUUACUCAUCUCCACUGUCUACGUGGUCACUCUUGGUCCUCUCCUCUUUGGCUACCACUUGGGAGAACUCAAUGCCCCUCAGAAGGUCAUUACCUGCCAAGUCGACCAACUCCCCGGAUAUGUAGCCCUCGGACUUCCUCAAUGCAUUCCCAUGAACGACUUCCAAUGGGGUAUGGUGCAGUCCAUGUUUACCGUCGGAGGUCUCUUCGGAGCCCUCUUCAGCGGUGCCGUCGCGACAAGGUUCGGUCGAUUGUUUGCGUUGAGGUUGGCAACCUUUUUCCUGGCUGGCGGACCUGUUGCUGAAGCACUGGCGGGUAAACUAUGGCUGCUGGCCCUGGGUCGUGCACUCUCUGGAUUGGGAGCCGGGGCAGCUACUGUCGUCUCUCCCAUCUAUAUCUCUGAAGUGGCGCCCCCAAAGCGCCGUGGCCUCUUCGGAGCCUUCACUCAGGUCCAGAUCAAUUCUGGCAUCGUUGUCGCCCAGCUCCUCGGGUAUUUCUUGUCCAAAUACAACAAAUGGCGCUGGGUGCUGGCCACGGGCGGUUUCAUUGCCGGCCUCAUGUUUGUGGGCCUCUUUUUCACGCCAGAAACUCCCAAAUGGCUUGCGGCAAACAAUCGACCGCGAAUGGCCCGAGGAAUCCUGCAGCGCCUCAGAGGGAAAACGGCGGAUAUUCGAGAGGAGAUGGAGGGCUGGGACAUGUCGGGAGAAGCAGAAGAGGAAAGUCUCCUCGCGUCCCCGAGAGGUGCGCGGCCACUCAAAGAAGCAUCCCGAUCUAUCAUUGCAGUCGUCAAAAUGCCCAAGUAUCGACAACCCUUGAUCGCCGUGACGGGUACCAUGAUUGCUCAACAGCUCUGUGGUAUCAACAGCGUCGUCAUGUACAGCGUCGCCAUUCUGGGCAAGGUCAUGCCCAAGCAAGCUGGCCUCGUUACGGUCAUUGUCUCAAGUGUAAAUGUGGUGGUGACAAUCUUGGCAGCGCCCUUGCCUGACAAGAUUGGCCGAAAACCCUGCCUCCUGAUUUCGAUUAUAGGGAUGGGUGCGGCAUCAGGGAUGUUGUACGCCGGGCUCGCAAAGCACAUUCAAGCCCUCACGAUCGCUGCCGUUGCCCUAUUCGUGGCCAGUUUUGGUGUUGGGCUUGGCCCGAUUCCGUUCAUCUUAGCAAGCGAACUUGUCGGACCUGAAGCCGUUGGAGCUGUCUCUAGCUGGGCUCUUGCAGCCAACUGGCUAUCAACAUUCUUGGUGGCCAUGUUCUUCCCUGUCUUGAACAAGGUCCUUAUGCACAACGUGUGGUGGAUUUUCCCCGCGUCAACCAUUGCCCCAGUCACUGGCUUUGAUCAAAUCUUCUCCAACACAGUGGCGGUAAAGAAGUGCUCGACAGGUACGCCGGUGAUCAGUUCUCGGAGAAUGCUGUCAUCCACCACCUUUUCACUUGUGGCGAUUGCCCUUCUGACUCCGCUUGUCCACACGCAGGCUACGCUUCCUCAGGUUGAUCUCGGCUAUGAAAUCCACCAGGCGAUCAGUUUCAACCAAACCGGACAGACGUACAACUUCUCAAAUAUACGUUAUGCGCAGCCGCCAAUAGGCAACCUUCGCUUUGCUGCUCCUGUGCCACCCAGUGGCCGAAACAAUGUGGUGCAGAACGGCAGCGUCGACAGAAUCUGUCCGCAAGCUAUUCCGGGAUGGUAUCCAAUCUCCUCCGAGUUCGUUCAGUAUCUCAUAGCAGGGAACGCGACCUCGUUCAAUUACACCCAGGCCGAGGAGCAACUUCAAAUUGCCUUGCAAAAUGCUAAGCCUACCCCACCAGAUCCACGGAUGUCUGAAGAUUGCCUGUUCUUGGAUGUGAUUGUGCCCAAAAAGGUCUUUGACGGCUCGAAAAGUAGAGUCAGAAGACGUCAAAAUGCGGGUGCUGCGGUGGUAGUCUGGAUCUACGGCGGCGGGUAUACUCUCGGAUCCAAAGAGGGGUCUGGAAACCCUAGUGGUCUCAUCAAGGCUAGUCAGGCCAACGGAGGUGAGGGUGUUAUCUUCGUGGCCAUGAACUACAGACUAGGCGCCAUGGGUUGGCUUGCAGGCCCUACCUUGCAGGCAGCCGGAGGAGUGUCUAAUGCAGGCCUUUAUGAUCAGCGUCUGGCUCUAGAAUGGGUGCAGAACAACAUCCAUUUGUUCGGUGGCGAUCCAAACCGGGUCACUGUCAUGGGCGAGUCGGCCGGAGGAGGAUCAAUCGUCCACCAGAUCACCGCCUUUGGGGGCCUGAAGGAAGUCCCUUUCCAGCAAGCCAUCUCGCAAUCACCCGGCUAUCUUCCGACGCCAUCAUAUUUCGUCCAGGAAAACGCCACGCAGUCGUUCCUGUCGCUUCUCAACGUCAGCACAAUCGAGGAGGCCAGACAAGCAUCCUCUGAGGCGGUAAUCAAAGCCAACGCACUGCAGGUGGGAGCCUCUCAGUAUGGUGGAUUUACCUACGGGCCAGUUGUUGAUGGGGUCUUUGUGCCCGCGCUUCCUGGUACUCUGCUCAAUGCAGGGGCAUUUGCAAAGAAUCUGAGCGUCAUGGUUUCACAUACACUCAGCGAGGGACCAUCUUUCACGCCACCCUACGUACAAACCGACGACCAGUUGGAGAACAUGAUAGUCAUGCUCAAUCCCGGCACACCUCCCGCGGCGGUUGACUACAUUGUCAAAACACUCUAUCCAGCUGUCUACGAUGGAAGCCAGCCUUAUAAGUCUCCCAUUGAGCGAACUAUCCUGUUCGUCACCGAAUCAUCCUUCACCUGCAACACCUACUUCCUCAACAAAGCUUACGGCAACAACACCUACUCGUAUCAAUUCGCAGUGCCGCCAGGCUUCCAUGGAUAUGAUGUGCCAUAUACCUUUUACAACGGCCAACCCACCAACCUCACGCAGGACCUGAUUGCCCCAGUGGCCAAAACCCUUCAAGCCUACCUCACGAACUUCAUCCUGUCGGGCAAUCCCAAUGGACAGGGACUGCCACCAUUCCCAAUGCAGGGUCAAAAUGCCAGUAUGAACUCGAUUUCGACUGUGGUGGCACGGGUUAAAGAUGAUACAUCAAACCAAAGAUGCGCGUGGUGGGAGAAGUCACUGAAUAAUUGA